CUGGCACUGGCAGAGUGGUUCAGCCCGAUACGGAAUAGUGGAACUUGUGGACAGAAGAAGUCAACUCAGGGGAGGACAUUGCUUAUCUUAUCGCAGUGGAGAGUGCAAACCUCGGGUUGUCAGCUUGUGUCUGAGCUCCUUGGCUCCAAGCUCCUUGGCUCCUCGGUCCCUUGCAUCAUCAUCCCCGCCUGUGCUCGGCGUCGCGCAUUUCGUGUUCUGCACCAGCGACCAGCAGCCAGCGCUUCGAGAUCCUUCUACGACCGUCCGCUUCGACAUAUUUUGGAAAGAGAAAAGACAGUCAAGGCAUUGCAGCAUUGCAGCAUCGCCAGCCGGACAGGCACCAUGUCGUGGCCGAGCGACGGAGACCCGGCGUCGGGCUCCCCGGCGCAGGAUGACCAACAUCAGCCGAUUACCAUCGCCUCCCUGGGAACCUUCGACCCUAAUGGCCACCUGGUAUCAUUCACGCGCGAGAACCAGGAGCAGGCUCUCCGCUUGCUCACCGUCCCUUUCGAGAGCCUCCCGAGGCUACCCGCCUUCGCGCCCCUCUUCGGCUACACGACCGAGUGGCAAAAGAACCGCGUUGCUCUGACUCUAGCCGAGAUGUCGGGCGGCGCGCAACGCGUGGUGAUGCCCUUGGAAGCGGAAGCGAUUGCCUUCCACGCCUCCAAGCGGUGCUCCAAAAUGACCUGGAUCCCCCCAACGACCCUGGCGAUCGCCGCCUACUUUACCCAAGCCGGCCGCACGACAUUCCGCUUCCCAUUUUAUACACCCGGGGCGUCGUUCAGCCCGACAUACUUCCCCAGCCGCUCGAUGCCGUUUCUCAAAGGCACACCGGCCGCGCGCGCGUGGCACGUGGUGCGCUUCGGUGCCUACGGCACUUUGUCCUACAUCAUGGUCCGUGGCUUCAUUUACUCGUUUGCACAGUCGAGCUUCGUGGUGGGCAUACUCAAGGACGAACGGCUCCACACGCUCCGCGAAAGCGUCUUCGCCAAGAGGAGAGAACAACUCGAGAAGGGUGGGGUACCGAUGGGGGCGUCCCGGCGGGGAGCAGACAACGAAGCUCAAGGAACUUCUGCGCAGAGGUGGCAGCCGCGAGUAGGACAAGUACAAGCGCAGACGCCACGAGCCGCUCCGCCGCCACAGGAUGCGCCACAGGGCGAUGACUUGUUCCUGUUUGACGACGCCUCCCCUGUUGCGCCGUCUCAGCAACAGCCAAGCCCACGUCCUUCAGGGACUACCACAUCGGCGUCCAGCGAAGGAAGCGCCUGGGAAAGGAUCAGACAGCAAGCCAGGGCGGAAGCGAGCGUGUGGAAUCGAGGGGACCAGCAGGACGGCGAGGCGCCGGGCGGCCGGCGGAGGACGGAGCAGUAUACCUAUGUGCCGGGCGAGCAAAAGACGGCGACUGCGAGGGAACAGGCACAAAGGGAAUUUGACGCCAUGCUGGAGCGAGAGCGGCGCGGCGAAGGCAACGGGGGCGGGCGUAUGUGAUUGGCUUGGUUUCCCAUGCUGAAUGUAUGAGUGUAUUCCGUAGUUCUUCGCAUCUUCUGGCCGUGCCAGCAGCCUUCUAUUAUUCCCUUGAGAUCACAGAGCACACUCCCCCUGUUCUGUGGGCGACAACCAGACCACGUGGGGGAAGUGCGAGCCGACGAAUUGCGUCGACCCUUC
This is a messenger RNA of Thermothielavioides terrestris NRRL 8126, 1665 nucleotides long. RefSeq lists its product as uncharacterized. Lineage: Eukaryota; Fungi; Ascomycota; Sordariomycetes; Sordariales; Chaetomiaceae. The transcript is spliced from 2 exons. The coding region runs from base 343 to 1488 and encodes 381 amino acids. The record is from RefSeq and is a predicted model, not a curated record.